AUGGCGGCCUUCAAAAACGACAACCCCACCGUCGCGGGCCUACACGAGGCCAGUGAGCCAGCCACACCUACACCUGAGAUACCAACUUAUUCGAGCCAGUCUGUUGAGGCGUUAAAAGAUAUCCUCUAUGGUUCAACCGCUGGUAUACUGGGCAAGUUCGUGGAAUACCCAUUCGAUACUGUCAAAGUCCGGUUGCAGUCACAAUCACAUCAACCUGGCUCUCAAGCAUUAGCAGGUCCACUCGAUGCCUUUGCUGCUGCAUUCCGCAGUCCUGAAGGGCCCAUGGUGUCUCUGUAUCGGGGUAUCAGUGCUCCUUUGAUAGGAGCGGCUGUGGAAACUUCAUCCUUAUUCUUCAGCUACCGGGUUGCCCAAGAGUUGGUCAUUGCCAAUACCCCAUCCUUACGACGACAAAGGGAUCAAGGUGCGGGCAAAGUUGAAUUGCCUUUCUCGGCCCUCCUUGGUUGUGGUGCAGCCUCCGGUGCUUUUACGUCCCUGCUACUCACACCAAUCGAGCUGAUUAAAUGUAAGAUGCAAGUUUUACCUCCACCUCAGAUGGCAUCGCAAUUGGGUUAUACUCGACCCAAGGCUCCUGGUCCUUUACAACUUAUCAAGGCCGUGUUUAGGAAUCACGGUCUAUUGGGUUUCUGGCAUGGUCACAUGGGCACUUUGAUCCGAGAAACUGGCGGCUCGGCUGCAUGGUUCGGUUCUUACGAAGCCGUAAAAAUGCUCUUUCUGAAAGCUGAUUCUUCACUUUCACAAAUCUCAGACGUGAAAAUUUGGCAACAGAUGUUGGCUGGGGCAGCAGCAGGCAUGUCCUACAACUUCGUGUUUUACCCAGCUGAUACGAUCAAAUCUCGUAUGCAGACUGUGUCUGUCGACACAAUUGGAGCCAAUCAGUUGAGCUUUGUCGCAACAGGUCGACAACUGUGGCGUGAGCAGGGAUUAAGAGGAUUUUAUCGUGGUUGUGGCAUUACGGUAUUCCGGGCCGCACCCAGCUCAGCAAUCAUUUUCAGUAUUUAUGAAGCAUUACGGCGAUAUCUUGGCUGA
Exophiala bonariae is the source of this 1047-nucleotide messenger RNA. RefSeq lists its product as uncharacterized. The coding region runs from base 1 to 1047 and encodes 348 amino acids. Gene Ontology annotation, cellular component: mitochondrion. Gene Ontology annotation, molecular function: L-ornithine transmembrane transporter activity. Lineage: Eukaryota; Fungi; Ascomycota; Eurotiomycetes; Chaetothyriales; Herpotrichiellaceae. Gene Ontology annotation, biological process: mitochondrial L-ornithine transmembrane transport. The transcript has a single exon. The record is from RefSeq and is a predicted model, not a curated record.